AUGUCAUCCCGAUCUGAGAAGGGUAAGGGUCAGAAGACCCGACGCCCAAGAGCAGUAGUAUGCCAGUCUCCUCAGACAGCAGUGUGCCCCCCCCCACAGAGUCAGUUAGCAGGUUACAUGUCCAUGGCUAGUACCCAACCUCUUACGUCAUUACUCUCCUCUCAGGGGAGGCCUAUGUCUGGGUCACCAUCUUUUAUUCGCCCACCUAUGGACUUUAGUUAUCCGUUUCAGCAGACUGCAGGACCUAGUUUUUCAUCAUACCAGCAGACUGGAGGAUAUAGUUUUCCACCUAACACACAGGUGCCCCCAGGAUUCCAGCAGACUGGAGGAUCUGCUAGCUUUCCACCUAACACACAGGUGCCCCCAGGAUUCCAGCAGACUGGAGGAUCCCACACUCCAUAUCCCACACAGGUGCCCUUAUCCUUCCAGCAGACACAGAUGCCCCCACGCUUCCAGCAGACUGGGGGAUCCCACACCCCGCAUCCCACUCAUAUACCUGCACGUAAGGAUGAUCAUGUGGAGCCGGGUGGGGAUGAUACUGUGCAGGAUGCAGAUGAUGUUCAGUCUGAUGGUGACGAUGUUCAGGGGGAGGAUGAUCCGAGUGAGAUUCAUAUCAUUGACGGUAGAUAUUAUAUUUGGCCCGCUGGAAAUUCGUUUGGGCCGAGUCAGACUGCUGCCAGGUGUGUGUACUAUGUGAUUCAGCAAAUGUAUAAAGAAGCUUGGACGACUUUUGGAGAUGUUACAAAUAAAGAUGCUUGGUUUAAUUGCUUUAAGGAAAAGUGUACGUGGGAUCCAAUGAGCGAGAAACUUGUUAAAAAAAAUUAUUUCAGCAGAACAUCAAAAAGACUUUCUGACACGUUGCGCAAUGUUAGAAAGCGUUGGGAACGUGAUGGUAGUCGUCCUGGGUGGUUGGGCCAAGAAGUUCUUGAAAAACUUAUUGCAUAUUGGAAUUCAAAGGAAUUUAAAGCUAAGUCUGAAAAUGCUAAAAAAAUGAGGGCAUCUGAAAAAGGAGGUCACCUUAAUGCAGUUGGAAGUAUAAGCACUUACGAACAUUCUCGACGCAUGGCUAAAAGGUUGGGGAGACAACCACUCAUGAUCGAGUUGGUUAAAGAAACUAGGACAAAAAAAUCGGGUGAUUUAGUUGACGAGCGUACUCGAAAAGCUUUGGAGGAUUAUCAAACAAAGCUUGUGGAUUUUUUGGUCGCUAAUCCCAAAUAUACUCCUAGAGAAGCAGAGCCGCUUCAUCCAGAUGUUUAUUUUUAUAUUUGGAGUGAAGUCAUUGACGGAAAAGGGCCUAAUGGAUGUUUUUUUGGUGCGGGAAAUUUGGCGGGAAGCUUGAGAAGUGGAGAUCGAAAUUUAUUUCAAAGAGUUAGAGACGGGGAAGGAUCGUCACGUCCAACACAAUUGGCACCGCAAGUAAUGGAAACAAUAAGACAGUUGGCUCUAACUGAGGCGAGACGCGAGUUAGCGCAACGUGAGGCGGAGCUAAAGGCCCAAAUGGAUGAACGUGAGGCGGCGCUAAAAGCACAAGUGGAGGGGCAACAACGGCAAAUAGAGGCAAUGGCAAAGAUGCAAGCAGAGAUGCAACCACAACAAAUAGAGGCAAUGGCAAAGAUGCAAGCAGAGAUGCAACAACAAAUGCGGUUAUUUAUGCAGUCUCAACAAAGUGGUGGUCAACCGUCUAGAGGAAACGUGGGAGCGGCUGACACUGAGCAAGAGAAUGAUCAUGAUUUCAACCUUGAUAACUAUCCCGAUCCCGAAGAUGAUUUUUUAGGAUGA
Vicia villosa (hairy vetch) is the source of this 1779-nucleotide messenger RNA. RefSeq lists its product as uncharacterized. The record is from RefSeq and is a predicted model, not a curated record. Bases 1 to 1779 code for a protein of 592 amino acids. Lineage: Eukaryota; Viridiplantae; Streptophyta; Magnoliopsida; Fabales; Fabaceae. The transcript has 5 exons.